Molecule: messenger RNA, 999 nt
Organism: Procambarus clarkii (red swamp crayfish)
Lineage: Eukaryota; Metazoa; Arthropoda; Malacostraca; Decapoda; Cambaridae
Source: RefSeq, a predicted model, not a curated record
UCGGAUUGAUGAUCGCGAACGUAAAUAAGAGGACCAGCCUCUCCUCACGUGGCGGUCAUCAGCAGGACCUUGGUUACAGCAAGUGAUUUUUCCCUCGAUUGUCCUCGCCCCCUCAAUCACUCAACAACAUCAAGCGAUUAUAUAAAUUAGUGAUACCAUACUGAAGCCAAAAAAGUUUUUUUCUUCCACAAACGAUGGCAAGUGACAGCGGAGAAGAGUAUUCGGAUACAGAGUACUCGGACAUAGAUGAGCGAGAAGCCAAUGAGGAGAAUGAUUCAGACGUUGAGCUGCAAGAGGCAUUUUCGAGAGGAGAGCUGAAACCAGGUCUCCACGUCCUCAAUGAGAAAGUAAUUAAAGAGUUUAAAAAUGAUGUGAAUGGCUUGAAGCAAAAGUUAGCAGAGUUUAAACUUUCUCUGCCUUGGACUGAACGGUUUGAUAUUACCAAUCCCCCUGCACCCCUAGCACCAGAGCUUGAUGCAGAGAUUGUGGAACAUGCACAGACAAGACAAAAGCGCAUGAAAAGCCAGAAUAAGCAUUUCACCCUUGAGGAUGACCCAGUGCAUAAUGACUUCACCCGAGAAAUGACAUUCUACAGACAAGCACAGGCAGCGGUUAUGGAUGGCUUUGAACGCCUCGGUAGCCUUGGCCUCCCAACUCUCAGACCAAAUGAUUACUUUGCUCAGAUGGCAAAGAGUGAUGAACAUAUGCAGAAGGUUCGAAAAAGACUGAUGCAAAAACAAGUGGGACAACAAAUUAGUGAGCGAGUCAAGAAGAUUCGUGAAAUUAAGAAGUAUGGAAAGAAGGUUCAAGUAGAAGUUGAACAACAGAAGCACAAGGAAAAACGGGAAAUGUUGGAAAAGAUCAAGAAGUUCCGAAAGGGCAAAACAGAUACUAUAGAUUUCUUGGAGGAUGGUGCUCCACUGCGCGAAGGAGGUAGCAAGACGAAAUCUCAGCUCAAAAAGGACAUGAAGCGGUAAGAUGGUACAACUUGUACUAAAC